AUGGCAACGCGGAAACGCUCAUCCUCCCAGCAAGAGACCACACUUGGCGACCAUAGCAGCGACGACCGCCAUCAAAGAAAGAAGAUAAAGCCCACAGGACAGUCGUCCAAAUCAAUUGAGCCCAAGACAGACUCAAAUGGCGACCCAUACUGGGAGAUUUCGCGUCAAAGACGCGUAACUGUCUCGUCGUUCAAAGGCAGAACCAUGAUCAAUGUCCGAGAGUACUACGAGAAGGGCGGGCAGGACCUGCCUGGGAAAAAGGGAAUUUCUAUGACUUUGGAACAGUUCAAUGCCCUUGUCGCGUUGUUGCCCAACCUUGAAGAGGUGGUGAAGCAGAAAGGAGGUACAAUCACUAGACCAGAGUACGGUGAUGAGGGCGACAACGAUGCCGACGAGGCUGACCAGGAGAUGGAAGAAGAGGAGGGACAGGCGACAAAAAGAAAUAAAGUCUCGCCAGAGAAGAAUAUUGAAGCCACGAGUGAUGAGAGCGAGGAAGAAGAUUGA
Molecule: messenger RNA, 504 nt
Organism: Uncinocarpus reesii 1704
Lineage: Eukaryota; Fungi; Ascomycota; Eurotiomycetes; Onygenales; Onygenaceae
Exons: 2
Coding region: 1-504 (167 amino acids)
Biological process (GO): positive regulation of transcription initiation by RNA polymerase II
Molecular function (GO): transcription coactivator activity; DNA binding
Source: RefSeq, a predicted model, not a curated record